Molecule: messenger RNA, 7226 nt
Organism: Chlamydomonas reinhardtii
Lineage: Eukaryota; Viridiplantae; Chlorophyta; Chlorophyceae; Chlamydomonadales; Chlamydomonadaceae
Exons: 10
Coding region: 500-5491 (1663 amino acids)
Molecular function (GO): starch binding
Source: RefSeq, a predicted model, not a curated record
CGUAUCGCGGAUGGAGUAGGCUGCAUGACUGGCCAUACACGCCCAACUAGCCAAGCAGAAUGCAGAGUUGGUAAGGUACGUCGGCGCAAGGUACGCCGGCGUCAGUCGCGUGCGGUUGGCGCUGACCACUGGGUCAGGGGCCCACAGCAAUGCACAGCAGUUGACAGACACGGGACCCAAUACCUAGGUAACAUAUUUGCUGGCCUCCAGCGCGGAGUGGAUUCAGGCCCUGGCUUGAGCCGAUUAUGACUAGUGACACGUGGAGCUCGCGUGCGGUGUGCGAGUCGUUUUGCGUGAUGCAAAACUUGAUGCAAAUCGACCGGUCACUCGAGGAGCGGUCACGAGCGUUCGCAAGCCAUCUACCUACUCUGACCAAUCGAACCAUAAGCAUUGCACUGCACUCACAGCGUUUAUUUCAUGCCCGACCCAAAGUCUUGCACGCCCUUCUGAGGCGCGGCCAAGGGCCAUAACCCUCCCAUCAGCUCUAGGCGCUGCUAGUAUGCGUGUCCGCGUUCAAGAGAGCACAAAUGGAAUCGUUGGCAGGGCUCACGAGAAGCGGCUGGUGCGAGUGUUAAGCGGACGUCACAGAAAGCCCGGGUUGGCGAGCGGAGGUUCCAGUCAAGAGCGACGCUUUCGGGCUGAGUCCGCUGGCAACAGGGUUGUCGCGGCUCAGGCAGCAGCGCUAACAACUGUACAGGAGACGAAGAGUGCCGCGUCGACGAAAGUCACCGUCAGGACCCGCCUGUGCAUUCAGCACCAGGUCGCCUUUGGGAGUUCGCUAAAGGUUAUCGGCUCCGGACCGGAGUUUGGCGACUGGCAGGCGGAGAAGGCGGUAGCGCUUCAGUGGAACGAGGGGCACGUUUGGUCUGUGGACCUUGACCUAGAGCCGGGCUCGUACGAGUUCAAGUGCAUCACCGCAGCUGGUGACCACAUCGCCGCGUGGGAGAACGGCGUCAACCGUAUCGUACAGGUUCCCAACGGCGUGCGUGCCAUCCGCGUAGACGGCAGCUGGUGCCGGACCUCGGAGAACCGCAUCACUGUCACAGAACCGCUAACAGCGGCGUCGGUUGCGGCGCGGCAGAAGCGCGCGGCCGCAGCACGGCUGCUGAGCAAGGCGCUCGCAGAGGUCAGCGCAGCGGCAGCAGCCAGCCCGCCCUCAGCGGCGGUGGUUGAGGCCCGUAAGGCGGCGGCGAGCGUCAAGCGGCCGGACGGCAGCAAGGCCGCAGCAGCGGCAGAGCUCGAGCGGGAGGCGAAGGAGGCUCUGCGGGAGCUGGGUGAGCUGCUAUCGUCGGACAUCGCGGGCGUUGAAAGCAGCUUGAGCUUGACUCGUGUGCGGAAGGCGGAUAAGGCAGGGCCAGGGGCUGAAGUCAAGAGCAGCAGUAGAUCAGCGGCAGAGACUAAGUCGGAGGAGGCAGGCGCAAGCAGCACCAACACCAGCGCCAAGGCGAGUAAGUCCGCUAGUUGGCGGGAGCUCCUGAGCGAGGAGCAGCCCAAGCAGGAGAAGGAGCAGGAACAGGCGAAGGAACAGCCGGCGGAGGGCCAGGUGGUCGCAGCAGCAUCCUCCGUCCCUACCAGUCUCCUUGAGGCGUCUGGCAAAGAGGGCGAGGCCCUUCCUAAGCAGGCGGAGCAGGCGGCGAAGCCAGCACCGGCUGCAACUGCGGAAGCGAACGCAGCUGCCCCCAGCAGCGACAAGGCCGAGUCCGAGGUUCCGGAUCGGUGGGCGUUUGUGAAGGCAGCGGCAGCAGCACCGGCGGCAGCACCGGCGGGUGAGAGCAAGCCAGCAGCGGACAAGGCCGACGCAUCUAAGGCCGAGCCAGCGAAGGCAGUCAGUAGCGCGGCGCCAGCGGCGCCAGUUAAGGAGCAGCUUGCGGUCGCGAGUCCAGCGGCUGCAGAGGUAGCGGCAGUCAAGCCAGCGGCACCUGCUACAGAAGCGGUCGAGGCGGCCGGCAAGAGCGCAGCAGCCAAGUCGCAGGAGAAGCCAGCGGAGGAAGCCAAGGCAGAGAAGCAGCCGGAGCAGAAAAAGGCGCCCGAUAGCAGCAGCGGGGUGUCACGGUUCGGCGGCCUGCUCGCAAAGCUUGGUGGUUCGCUAGGCUUGGCACAGCAGCCGGAGGAGGCGAAGAGCAGUAAGGCACAGCAGCCAGAGGCAGCGAAGAGCAGUAAGGCACAGCAGCCAGAGGCGGCGAAGAGCAGUAAGGCACAGCUGCCAGAGGCGGCGAAGAGCAGUAAGGCACAGCAGCCGGAGGCGGCGAAGAGCAGUAAGGCGGAGGCCGCGCCUGCAAGCAGCGCGACUGCGACCGCACCAGCCAGCGUCAGCAGCACCGGCACUAGCCCGGCCAGCAGCAGUAGCAGCACCAGCUCCAGCGCCAGCAGCGGGGGCCGGAGGUUCUCGUGGCGCUCGCUCGGUGACGAGGGCGACGAGGGCAAGAAGCAGGAGGAGCAGAAAGCGCGAGUUGCUGAGGUGCAGCCAGCCGAACCUGAGGCAGCUGUUGGUGACGCCAAGCAGCCGGAGCAAGAGGAGGACACUGCGUCGCGCUUUGCCCGCCUUCUUAAGGCCAAGCAGCAGAAGGCCGGCGGCGGCAGCAGUGCGGUAGCGGCAUCGGAAUCUCCCAAGGAGGAGAAGCCGGCGGCUGCGGAGAAGAAGCCAGAGCCAGCGGCGGUAGCGGAGCCGGCUCGAAAGGAGGAGCAAAAGAAGGACGAGAAGGCCGUUGGUGAGGCAAAGCAGCAGCAGGAGAAGGCCGGCAAGGCCGUCGCUGCAGCAGAGCCUAAGGAGAAAAGUUCGGGCGCAGCGGUCGGGGCUAACAGCACCACAGCGGCCGAACCUGACACGGCAGCCAUGGGUGCCAACAACAGCAAGCAAAUUGAAACGGUGCAGGAUGAGGGGUUAGACCGCCUGAUCAAGGUAUGGGACAGCGCCUGGAGCAAGGGCAAGAAGGAGACGCCGGCGGCGGCGCCGGAUUCGGCGGCAGAUGCGCCGUCUACAUCUUCGUCCGCGCCGGCGCCAGCGCCGGCGCCAACGAGCAGCGGGGGCCGCCGCAACUGGGCCUCGCUCGACGCAGACGAGGGGCCGUCUACAUCGGCGGCCGGCAGCGGCAAGCAGGCGCAGCGCGCAGGGAUAUCGGCGGCACUUGGUCCGGCGGCCGCAGCCGCCGCCAAGAACGCCAACGGCGGGACGCCGCCGAUCGGGUCAGGCUCGGGCGGCGCGGGCGGUAGCAGCAGUGAGAGCUUGUUCACGAUUGCGGAGCGGCUCACGUCGGCCGCUCCGGCCGCGACGCCGACGGCGGUGCCGGACGAUGCCUCGCCAGAUGUGACGAUGCGUAAGGGCGCGCUGGCGGCGAUGCAGGUGGACCGGCAGGGCAGCUACGACAACCGCUCGUCCUUCCUCUCGCAGUCGCUCCUGCAGGAGAGCCUGGCAGGCGGCAGCAACGGCACGGCAGGCGGCAACGGCAACGCCGCCGGGGGUGGCGCGGACGGGCCGAGCAGCUCCACGCUGCUGCAGAAGCUGCGCGCCGCGAAUGCGGCUCGCGGAGCGGGUGUUAGUGGCAGCGCCGCCAAUGGCAGUGCUGCCAACGGCACCUUCGUGCCGCCGCUGCCCGCGACGCCGGCGCCGCCGGGCAUCCUCUCGAACGACGACGACGACGACGGCGGGAUGGUGCCUCCACUGCCCGCCACGCCGCCGCCGCCGUCCUACCUGACCGGCCCAUCGGGCGGCAAGGGUGCUCCUAUGGGCGAUAUGGGCCCCGUGCCGCCGCUGCCUGCCACGCCGGUGGCCUCGUCCGUGCUCGGGGGCGCCGACAACGGCGGCUCAGAGAAGGGCAAGGGCGGCGGCGCGGAGGAGCUGCUGCGGCGCGCACAUGACGCGGACGCUGUGCUGGCCAUGCUGCGCGGCAACCUGCCGCUCACGCCCAUCGCGCGCGGCGGGCGCGGCGGCGCGGGCGCGGGGCCGCUGUCCAUGGCGGACGCGGAGGAGGGCGAAGACGACGACGACGACGGCAGCGUGGGCCACUCCCGCAAGCCCGUGGAGCCGCACCCGCAGGCCGACCCGGUGGCGGCCACGCAGCGCGCCAUCGCGGACGCGGUGCAGGCCUGGGACAAGACGCGCGCGGCGCUGGCGGCGCUGCAGCAGAGCGCCGCCGAGCUGGGCCUGUCGCCAGGCGCCAUCCAGGAGCAGGCCGCCAAGCUGCUGCAGAACAUGCCGCGCGCCAUCGGCACCGACGGCAACGCCGGCAACCCCAACGCCAACGGCCAGCCCAACGCCAUCCCCAUGACCGCGCAGCUGGGCAACCUGAUGACCGGCCUGGGCCUGAGUGCAACCAGCAUUGCGGAGCAGCUUACGCGCAAGAGCCUGGACGGCUCGGAGCAGGGCGGCGGCGGGGGCGGCGGCUUGGGGCUGAUCAGCGGCCUGCUGGGCGGGCUGACGGGCAACAGCCCGCUGCCGCCGGGCUGCGUGCGGCUGGUGGCGGGCGCGCACAUGAUCCCGCACGUGGACAAGGUGGACAAGGGCGGCGAGGACGCCUACUUCAUCAGCCGCGUGGGGCUGGGCGGCGUGGGCGUAGCGGACGGCGUGAGCGGUUGGGCGGACGAGGGCAUUGACCCUGCCGAGUACCCCAGGACGCUGAUGCGGUACGCCACGGACGCGUACGAGGCGGCCCGCGGCAAAUUGUCGGCGCAGGACAUUAUCCGCUACGCUCAGUACCGCACCUACCUCAAGGGCAGCUCCACGGUGUGCCUGGCGCUCAUGAAGCCCAACAAGCAGCUGGAGAUCGCCAACGUGGGCGACAGCGGGGUGCGCAUCCUGCGCAACGGCAAGGUCAUCUUCGGCACCGAGGCCCAGCAGCACGCCUUCAACAUGCCCUUCCAGCUGUCUCACCCCAACAAUGUAGAGGACCCCGACUCGGCCGACGACGCUGACGUGCACCUGGUGGAGGUCCAGGACGGCGACGUGAUCAUGCUGGCCACUGACGGCCUGUUCGACAAUGUCUUUGACGAUGAGAUCGAGCAGAUCGUCAGCCACCAGCUGCGCGAGCUGGCCUCGCAGGGCCGCGGCAAGGCUCCGUCCGCGCCCAUGUCGCUCAUGAGCAUUGGCGCGGGGCCGCCGCUGCCCGAGAUCACCCCCACCAGCGCCGCAUCCAACGGCUCUGCCUCGGCGGCGACGGGGUCAAGCGGCUCAGCGGGCAAUGCGGCGGCGGGCGCGGUUGGAGGCGGCACGGGUGCUGCGCGCCCGCGCGGAGCUGGGCUGCUCAGCCAGAGCCUCAACGCGGCGGCUGCGGGCGCCGGCGCCAAGCCGGGCACGUACCGGUCGGAGGACGCCGCGCGUGUGGCGCGUGCGCUGGCGGAGCGGGCGCACCUGCACGCACGCAACCCCACCCAGCGCACGCCGUGGAGCGUGACCAGCAGCCAGCAGCCCAACUUCAUGUGGGCGAAGUUCUUCGCCAAGGGCGGCGGCAAGAUGGACGACUGCACCGUGCUGGUCGCCUUCGUGUGCAGCGAGUAGAGCUGCGGGGUGCGGGGUGCGUAGGCUGAGAAGCCUUGCCGGACGGUUGUGGGGUGCGAGCGUCACAUCGCACGGGGGAAUGGGUUGGGCCCGAGGAGAGGUGCAGCUGGCGGCGGCUUGCUUUUUGUAUGUGCAGUGUUCGGGAAGAUUGGCGUUCAGGAGCUUGGCGCCUGGUGUUUGAUGGGCGGUGCUUGGGAGUUGCAGUCAAGAGGCACGACGUUGCCACCGAGUCAGUAUCGGCGAGACUACGAAGCGCGCGUGCGAGUCUAUUGCCACUUUAUGAAGUCUCCUGCGACAAUGGGACAAGGUGGGAGAAGAACAACAGCGAUGGCGGGUGAUGGGGUGCGUGUGUGCUGCAGCGUGUGUGUGCAGAGUAUGGAGGACAGGUUGACGCUGUCCUCCCCACCCGUCCGGCCUAGGUCCGUUGACGUAGGGAGCUAGAUUGGUGGAUCCCGUCCCAGCGCGAGCCCCAAUACACCGUCCUGAGUGGUCGUCUGUUUUAGGCGCAAACUCAACACAUUGCUUCGGCGUGUGGGGACGCGGCGUUGGCGAGAGCCACGGAUGGCCCUAAUACCGUGGGGGCAUGUCGCAUCGUGGAGGGCACUGUAUUUGGGUCAACGUUAAUACGUGCAGGGUACAGUCUCGGGUUGGUUCGGAACACCGUCAUGGCGAGUCGCCUGAACAUGUUUGGGUUCAUGCUUCACCGUGCCAUUUGCUUUUUUCUGCCUGGUUUGCAGUAAGAGAAUCUGUGUGCGCCCAUUGCACGUGCACAUGUGCGGCGGUAGGAACUUUUUACGUGAACAUGAUUAGGGAAAGGUUGAGCUCUGUAUGGGAGGCGCCGUUGUCCUGUAGAGCAGAUACGGUAGAGACGCAAGGCCCGCGAGACUAUAGAGAGGGAGAGGGGGAACAGUGAGCGGCAAGUAGUGAUGGACGCGUGCCUGCAUAGCGGUCUUGGAAGUACAUGCGAACGCGUGUUUGCCUUAUCUACGUGCUGUUUUGUUGUCAGUGUUGUUUCCGUGUGGGCGGCAUGGAGAUGGCGCACUGGCGCCCGUCCCUUUGCCCAUGCAUGCUACAAAGUUCCGCUGGUCAGGCGGGCGCAGCGAAGCGUGUGGCUGCGCGGAUUGUACAUUAUGGAUGGAUAAACCGCUUGGACAUAUCGUGCGGCGACUCCCGGAGGGUGCCAAAGCUCAGGGAGGCUCUUGAAAGGGGCUAUUUUAACUGCCACAGUGGACUGGGCUCAUUCUGGCCCAUGCGUCUUGUGCUUGGCUCGGGACGCUCUCCCCGGAGACUACCGUGGGGGAAUACUAAGGCGCAAGUACCACACUAGCAUCUACGCGUUCUACUCAGCUUCACAGGUCGCUCGCCAGGUCACCUCCAGACUGACCGGCAGUUUACUGGCAACUUAACUUCGAAAUCAAACUCUGAUGCUGUGUCCUCCCGGCACUCCCCGCAUGCCUAAUUGCACGCCGCUCAGCCGCCACGCCGCUUCACGAACCGCCGAACCGGUUAUAGCAUUGGAGGAGCUGACGUCUGAUGCCAGCGCCUUGCAAGCAGGCACAGCACCCUGCGCCGCUGCGGCACUGCUACCACAGCUAUGGCCAGCCUCGCCGCAAGCCGCUCUUGACCCCCCCCGCCCCCCCUACACACACACGGGCACAGGGCCACAGGCUCCGGGGAGCUCUCGGGCGAUUCGCUUCAUUUCUAACACAUAGGCACACACUAAGUCAACACAGUC